AUGGCUGAUCCAGUCGAUGACCACAUUAAUCGCAUUGCUGGCUUGUCCUGGUCACCAAAUCACAAAAAAUUAGCUGUCGCUACAGCAGAUCGUCAUAUUUUACUGUUUGAUGAGUUGGGCGAAAGACGUGAUAAAUUCUCAACGAAACCAUCAAAUCCAGCUAAUGGCAAGCAAUCGUACGUAAUACGUGGUCUAGCAUUUAGUCCUGAUUCAACAAAAUUAGCAGUCGGUCAGAGUGACAACAUUGUGUAUGUCUAUAAAUUGGGUGAAUCAUGGAAUGAUAAGAAAGUUAUUUGUAAUAAAUUUCCACAAACGACGGCUGUCACAGCUUUGAUAUGGUUAACGUCUGGUGCGAUUAUAGCAGGUCUUGACGAUGGCAAAGUACGAGCCCUCCAUUGCAAAAACAAUAAGUCGCAAAGUUUAUAUGGUGCCGAUAGCAUCUGCAUAUCCUUGGCGCCCAAUACUAAGGGAACUGGAUUUCUAUCGGGCCACAAUGAUGGCACCAUAAUACGUUAUUUUCUAGCCGAAGAUGGUAAUGAAUCAUCGGGACGUGUAAUUCAACAUCCAGUGCCGCCCUUUGCUUUAGCCUGGCCACAAGGUGGUUUCUGUGUGGGUGGUUGUGAUCAACGUAUAGUUUUUUAUGACUCAAUGGGUCGACAAAUACGUACCUUUGAUUACUCACGUACCGAAGGUGAACGUGAAUUUACUGUCGCCGCAUGUAGUCCCAAUGGACAGGCAGUGGCAUUUGGUAGUUUUGAUCGUGUGCGGAUAUUUAGCUGGAGUCCACGUUUAUCUGCCUGGAGUGAGAGUGCUACCAAAGAUAUUAAUUUCUUUUAUACGGUGACAUGUCUACUUUGGAGACGUGAUGGUGCUAGAUUGGCCAUGUCAAGCGUCACCGGAGCUGUUAUUGUAUUCGAGUCCGUGCUCAAACGUACCAUAUGGCAGGAUAAAUUUGAACUAAUUUUCGUAGCACCCAGUCAAUUGUUGGUGCGAUCCAUGCAAGAACCCCACGAACAAAUGACCAUCGAAUCUCAAUUGGGUUUGGAAAUCGAUGAUGUACGUAUAAUGGGUAAAGAUAACUAUUUAGUGGCACGUACCGAAGAAUCUCUAAUACUCUGUGAUCUAACUAGAAAUCUUGUUAGUGAGGUGCCUUGGACGGCAUCGGGUAGACAUGAACGUUUUUAUUUUGAAAAUCCUACAGUUUGUCUUAUAUUCAAUGUGGGCGAAUUGAGUUUGGUGGAAUAUGGUGAAACGCAAAUAUUAGGUUCGGUACGCACAGAGUUUGUAAAUCCUCAUGUCAUAUCGGUGCGUUUAAAUGAGCGUGGUAAUACAAGGGAUAACAAAAAACUGGCCUUUCUUUUAGAUGCCAAAACCAUUUGUGUGGUGGAUUUAAUAAGUCAAAUGAUUAUAGGUCAAGUUAAUCAUGAGACCAAAAUCGAUUGGAUUGAAUUAAGUGAAACUGCUCAUAAACUAUUGUUUCGUGAUAAGAAAAUGCGUUUGAUUUUAAUCGAUAUAUAUACGGGUAAAAAACAGACUUUGCUUAAUAAUAUCUCGUUUGUCCAAUGGGUGCCGCAAAGUGAUGUGGUAGUGGCUCAGAGUAAUAAUAAUUUGGCUAUAUGGUAUAAUAUUGAUCUGCCCGAACAUUUGACCCUGAUGCCUAUAAGAGGUGAAGUUUUGGAAGUGAUUAGAGAAGGGGGACGUACCACUGUCUGCUCGCAAGAGGGACCUACCGAACACACUUAUCAGCUAGAUGAGGGUCUGGUGGAAUUUGGCACCGCUGUUAAUGACAGUGAUUUUGGUAGAGCCAUACAUUUUCUUGAGACUUUAGGUGAUAAACCUGCAGCAAAGGCUAUGUGGCAUAAUCUGGCCAUUAUAGCUAUGGAGGAUGGUAAUCUAAGAGUGGCUCAACGUUGCUAUGCAGCUCUGGGUAAUGUCUCAAAGGCUUUUUAUUUAAAUGAAAUGAUUUUGGAAGCUGAUAAAUAUGAAGAAGCUACUCUCUCUCCCGGCAUACUAUGUCCCGAAGUACGGGCUAAAUUGGCUCUGUUAUCUUCAGAUCUAAGAUCGGCUGAACGUAUUUAUCUCGAGCAGGGUGAUAUUGAGGCUGCUUUGGAAAUGUAUAAGAAAUUACGCAUGUGGGAUGAGGCAGUUAGUUUGGCCGAACGCAGAGGUUACAUGGGUUUACAGCAAUUGAAAGAUGAGCAAAUGUCGUUUCUACUCUCAACGGGUCAAGAGGAAAAGGCGGGUCAGGUUUUGGAAGAACAGGGAGAAGUGGAAAAGGCUAUGACUUUGUUUCUGAAGGCUAAUAAACCUGCUCGAGCUGCUAGAUUAGCCUUGAAGGUCCCACAUCUCAUGGAUGAUCAUCCUCUAAUGAUGAAAGUUACCGAGGGUUUAGUUAAUACGGAAUUAUACGAAAUGGCUGGUGACAUUGCCUAUCGUCUAUCACGUCCCGAAGCCGCCUUAACUUUAUACCGCAAAGGAGGUGCCUAUGCCCGAGCUUUAGAUUUAGCACGAAAAAUUUCCCCCGAUGAGGUUACCUCUCUAGAAGAAGAAUGGGGAGAUUGGUUAGUGGGACGCAAACAAUUGGAUGCCUCUAUAAAUCAUUACAUCGAAGCAGGAGCAACACAAAAAGCUCUGGAUGCUGCUGUGGGAGCAAAACAAUGGCGCAAGGCAGUGCAAAUUGCUAAAGUCUUAGAUGAACCUGAGGAAAUACAACGUUAUGCUUUAGAUUUAUCCAAACAUUUAGCAUUUUCGGGUGACGUAGAUGGUGCUGAGGAUCUGCUGGUAAGAGCUAAUCUCUUUAAGGAAGCCAUAGAACUUCUAAAUCGUCAUGGCAAAUGGGAAAGAGCCUAUGCGGUGGGUGAAAAGUAUUUAAAGUCGGAUGAGAUGCGUGAUUUAUUUGUUAAUUUGGCGGCUGGUCUAGAGGAGCAGGGUAAAUAUCGUGAUGCUGAAAAAGUUCUGUUGGCGGUUAAUGAACCCGACUUGGCCAUAGCCAUGUAUAAGCGUCGUGAACUUUAUGAUUCCAUGAUACGUUUGGUGGAACGUUAUCACAAAGAUUUGCUGGAGAAUACUCAUCAGCAUUUGGGCCGUACUUUAGAAUCGAAGGGUAAAUUUAAAAACGCCGAGGUGCAUUAUUUGGCUGCCGGUGAUUGGAAGUCGGUGGUGCAUAUGUAUUGUACGGCAGGACGUUGGGAAGAUGGUUAUCGUGUGGCCAAACAAAAAGGCACAGAUGGUGCUAGCAAUCAGGUGGCUUAUAUGUGGGCCAAAUCCAUGCCGGUGGAAAGUGCUGUGAGACUUUUAACAAAAUUGUCUCUACUAGAUACAGCCGUGGGUUUUGCCUGUGAUUCUGGCCAGUUUGACUUUGCCAUGGAUUUGUGUCGUUUUGCUGGCAAAUCUACCGAUGAAGUACACCUCAAAAUUGCCAUGUCUCUAGAGGAUGAGGGUAAAUUCGAGCAAGCCGAAGCGGAGUUUAUCAAAGCCAAUAAACCGCGUGAGGCUAUACUAAUGUAUACACAUGCUGGUGAUUGGAAGGCUGCCCUAAAUGUAGCCGAAACUCAUCUGCCCGAUGCUGUUACUGAAAUUCUCAUAAGUCAGGCUAAUGCUGCUUUAGAAACUCGUAAUUUUGCCGAUUAUGAAUCGUUGCUAUUGAGAGCCCAAAGACCCGAUUUAAUUAUAGAAUACUAUAAGAAUGAAGGCAUGUUUGAUGAAGCCAUACGUGUGGCCGAAGAUCAUUUACCCUCAACGCUAAAUGAUCUAAGACGUUUGCAGGCUCAGGAGCAAAGGAGUAGUGCUGGUGGUCAGGCAAAUGAUUCUAGAACCUAUCUCCAAAAGGCAGCAGAAUUUGCUAGAAAAGAAGACUUUCGCAAGGCAGCCGAAUGUCUUAUGCAAAUUGAUGCAUCAAAUGCUGAAGAUGCAACAACUAUUGAGCGAGCACUCUUAAGGGCUGCAGAAAUUUGCAAUCAAUUUUUAGAGGGCCCAGAUGCCAUGGAUGUUGCCCAUCAAUUGGCUCCGCGUUUACUGCAAAUCAAACAAAUCGGUCCUGCUGCACAACUAUUUUUGGCAGCCGAUAUGCCCAAAGAAGCUGUAGAUGUUUUCAUUACGGCCGAACAGUGGUCUAAGGCUAGACGUUUAGCCAAAGAACUUGAUCCCGAACUAAUGGCUUAUGUAGAGUUACAGCAGAAAACCAGGCUCAAGAGUGAAGGCAAUGUCGAGCAAUUGGCCGAUAUAGAUAUUGUUAGUGCCUUAGAUAUGCUGGCUGAACAAGGCCAGUGGCAGCGUUGUUUGGAUAAGGCCAAACAAAUAAGUUCUCCAGUUUUACAAAAAUAUGUUGCUCUAUAUGCUGCACAAUUGAUACGUGAUGGUGAUUGCAUUUCCGCUCUGGAAUUGUACAUCAAUUAUGGAGCUCCUCCUAUUGAGGCGAAUUUUAAUAUUUAUACUCGCAUCGCUUUGGAUUUCUUUACUUUGCGAGAGGAACAAAUGAUGGAUGGUUUAUGGAGGAAACUGAGAGAUUUUAUUUAUAAAUUAUUACAGACACUUAAAUCCUCGGAGUUUUCACAAGCACCCAUAACCGAUAAUAUGGAACUAUAUCUAUUAAUUGCCCACUACUACUGCACCAGAAGUGCUUGUCGUCAAGUACAGUCACUACAGCCAAUAGCUGUUAGAAUAUCUAUAGCACUUUUACGGUAUACCGAUAUCAUACCAGUGGAUAAAGGAUUUUACGAAGCUGGCAUUGAUCUACGUAAUGCGGGACGUGAAGCAGAAGCUUUUGUUAUGCUCAACCACUAUUUGGAUGUAUGUGAAGCCAUUGAAGAGGGUUCUGGUAAUUUAGUUGAUCAUAGUGAUUUAACUUCAACCGAUUUUCCCAGUUCGGUACCUCUGCCCGAGGAAAUACACUUGAAAAAUGAUCCUGACCUACACGAAGAAGUAAGGGAAUGGGUGUUAGCUGUUAGUAUGGAUCAACAAGUGGAUCAGGUUUUACCCACUGAUGAGCGUGGCUUAUAUGAAUCCAGUUUAGGUUUAAAUGAUGUGGCCUGCAUUUUAAGUGGCUAUCCUGUUAAGGGCCGCCAGCCUGUUACAUUUCAAUCUUCAAUACGUCAAGCUAAUCGUGAUGUUUGGAGUAAAUUUUCGGUAGCAGUUAAAUUAUCGCCUAGCAGUGAAGUCGGUGAUAUUAUACAAUUUACCGAAAAGUGGAAUGGUUUGGCUAAUUUUGUAAUGCAUUAAAAUAUUGCAAUGAUUUAAAAAAAGUAUAAAUCGAAAGAAAAUAUUAAUAAAAUGUUAAAGUUAUUAUACGAAGAAUAAAGAUAUAUAUA
Lucilia cuprina (Australian sheep blowfly) is the source of this 5306-nucleotide messenger RNA. It is a transcript of the gene Oseg2, whose product is annotated as intraflagellar transport protein 172 homolog. Lineage: Eukaryota; Metazoa; Arthropoda; Insecta; Diptera; Calliphoridae. The transcript is spliced from 11 exons. Gene Ontology annotation, biological process: intraciliary transport. Gene Ontology annotation, molecular function: protein binding. Gene Ontology annotation, cellular component: axoneme; ciliary basal body. The record is from RefSeq and is a predicted model, not a curated record. The coding region runs from base 1 to 5217 and encodes 1738 amino acids.